AUGAAAUUAGUUGAUAAAAUCCUGAGAACAGAGAAUCUAAUUAUUUUGAUAAUUCUAAUUAUAGCCUUAGCUGGGAAUACAUAUACCUAAGAUUCAACAGGACAAAUCAUAGUUUUAUUCACCUUAAUUUGUUACUUGUUGGAUAAAUUGCAAUAUUUAAUUAAUCUUUUGCUCAUCAGUUAUUAAAGAUGGAAAUAACAAUCUAGUAUCAACAACAACAAAUGCCGCAUUUUCCAAAAGUUUCCCAACAUUUCAGAUGAGGAAAUCCAAAAGAUGGAAGAAAAUAAUUAAGAUUAUAUUGAAUUUAAGUCGUAUCUCACAAUAAAAUGGUGUGAAUUACAAGUUGGAUAGAUAGUCUGUUUAAAACAUGGAAAGCAAAGUCCUGCUGAUCUUUUGAUUCUCGAUUCAAGUCAGGAAUAAGUGCUUGCUGAUUAUGAAUUGCGUAUUCCUUGUCCAUGUACCUUUGUGAAUGUGAAUCACAAUUCUAAAGGUAAUAUUAUGGAUUUCAUAACUAAAUUAAAUGGCUCCAUCUCCUUCACUGUGUAAGAAAGUAUUACUGGAAGUAUUAAGUUGAAAAACGAUCCCAAAGCCACCUCUUUCAAUAAAAAGAAUAUGAUAAUGAGAGGUGAAAUUAUGGACAGAGCAGAUUGGAUUUUUGGAUUGGCUAUAAGAGUUGGCGACGAUUGCCGUUAUGUAUAAACAAAUCUUAAUAAGCAAAGCUUUUAAUCAUAAAGUUGGUUAAGAGACUUCCACACUUAAAUCGUGUGUCUAUGUGGAGUAUUAUUUUCAAUAUGCUUUAUUCCUAAUAUCAUAUACUCAUCUCUAACUCAAACUGAUUACUUUUUUGAUAGUUUAAUCUAUUGCUUAUUGAUCUUUCCAUAAGCUCUAUUAUUGGUAGAAAAAAUAUGGUAUUUUUGUAUAUUAUUGUAUAACAAUUAGUUAUUUGAAAAACACUAAAUUUAACAAGCAUUAAAAGAUUCAAAAUAAACUGAUUAGAAAAUAAAAACUGAAUAUAAUCAUGUAACCAUUACAUCUUAGAAUGAAAGAAAGAUAUUAAUGCCUAUAAAAAAGAAAUUUAGUUUGAAUUUAAUACCAGCAUCAAGUUAAUUAAGACUAAUGAAGCAUAAUAGUAACAAAUAAAAUAUAAGUGGCUUUUUGGCUUUAGCACCUCAGAACAUUUUGGAUCUAAUUUAAACAGACAUCAUCGUAUUUGAAAAUCCUUAGCAUUUAUUCAAAGAAUCACCAAAGGUCGUUUAAUUGGUGUAGAACUUUAAGAACUAUCAAUUCAAUUAUGAUAAACUGAAAGAUCUUGUCACAAAGGCUUCCCCUUAACAUAAAACUAAUUGCGAUAAAAUGUUAAUUGACACUAAUCGUUAAUAAACAUAAGAUGAGAUGAAAACCUUGGAUAUUGAAAUGCUAAUCCAAGAAAAAAGAGUACCUGAUUUAAGAAGCUCAUAAGAGUCAUUUGUAUCCACAAAAUAAAUCAAGAAAUUAUAAUUUAUGAGAAAAGACACUCUUUCUGAUUUCAAGUAGUAAGAACCAAAAUUAGCCAAUGGAAUUGGAAAGAAAAAGAGCUCUAGAUUCAUCUUCGAUUAAUCAUUUGCUGCCAAAUCUAAUCACUAAUCAAAUACACAUGAUAGUAGUAAAGAUAUAUCCAAUAAUAAUGGUUCACAAUCCUUUCAAUCUCCACCCAUAUUAAAAUAAAAAAGUUAAUUCAAUCGUUAAGGAACUUAAUUUAAAAAUAAUUCAUCAUCAUUUUAAAAUUCCCAAUCAAAGUUAAAUGAAGCUAAUUAAGAUAGAUUAAUUGGCGAUAUCUUAAAUGAACAAGAUUUCAUAGAUGUACUAUAUAGUAAAGAUGACACUAUUCAUAAUGAAAUCUUAAUAAUGAUGCUAAUUACAAAUAGUGUUAUGACUCUUUAUAAUGAAAAGUUACAGAAAUUAGAAUUCAAUUUUGAAAAUAAAUAUGAUCAAUCCAUACUUUAAUUUACUGAGCUAUUUGAUUAUUGUCUUGUGUGUGCUACUGAAAUUGAAAAUUCAAGACCAGAAUUCAAUAUGAAAACUAUUAUUAAAAAGGUAAUCACCAUUUCCAAUAUAUCUAAAAUAUUUGAUGUAUUGACAUUCUUAGAACCAACUGAAAAUAGAAAAAAUACAUUAUCUGUGUUAGUGAGAGAUCCAGAGUCUUUUUUAUUAGAUGAAGGAGCAUUACUAUAUUCACGCAUCGAAACUAGCAAUUAUAGUUAAUAGGAAAAUAAGUACAAUGAAUUUUUAUCUGAAAUGUCAUGGGAUGGACAAAAGACCUUUUUAUACACAAAGAAACAAUUAGAUUAAACAUAAACUGAUGAAUUCUUAAAGAAACUCUCGGCAAUUUAUGAAACUUAUGGUAAUAGAUCUCAUGAAAUUGAAAAAUUGUUUAUUGAAUUAGAGUAAUAAAGUGAGCCUAUGUUUUCUAUUGGGAUCAAAUCACACAAUUCAAAUUGUUUAGUACUUUCUUCUUAAGAAUUAAAUUAUGAUAUUUUAGAUCAAGACAAAAUAUUCUAGCAUCUAUAUAACUUCAAUUUGAAAACCUGCUUUAUUACCUAAUAUAGUUAUGAUGAACUAUUAAUAUUCUUAAGAAGCUUUUAAAUUAUACGUUCUAGAGAAUAGAUAGUAGAAUUCAAGGAAAAAGAUAAAUAACAAUUACAGUUCAAAGUCAAAUAGCAUAUUUAAGCCUUAUUAGAGAAUUAAAAUGCUAAUUAAAAUGAAGAACAAUUUAUUAUUGUUAGUUCUCAAGCUUUUAACACAAUUAUAAAAGACGAUUAUCUAAAAUACCAUUUUAUAUUUAUUGUUUAAUUCUCUUUUGGACUAGGGGCUUACCAAUUAAAUAGUGUCUAGAAAGGAAAACUAAUAAAAUUGCUGAAAAUGGCUGAUAAAAAGAUACUGACAGUAGGGAACUCUUUAGAUAAUGGGUAUAUGUUUUCAAAAUCAGAUGUUUCAGUCAGUUUGUUAAGAAAUAAAUCAUUAGUAUCUACUUUACACCCAAAAUUUGUCACAUCUAACAUGAAAUAGCUUUUUAGAAUGUUAUUCAUUUAUUGUCCAAAACAAAUGUUAAACUACUUGGCAAUUAUAGAAGUUUAACUGUAUAGAUGCACUUUGAUAGGACUAACCAUUUUUGCUGGUCAUUUUGAAUUAAACGAUAUUAACAUGUUUUACUUGUUAUUAUUCUAUUUAAUACCAAGCAAUCUACUGUCAAGUGUCUAAUAUUACUAUUUGUUUGUGUUACACACUAAAUAGUAAUUGAAGAAUGCAAAUAAUUAUGCACGGUUGUUGUAGAAUUUAAAAAAUAAGAUUUUAUUAAAGUCAGCCUUAAAAAUCAUUCUAAUAGCGAUAAUCGAUUUUUUUAUAUUGAUUUUAAUCCAUAAUUCUAUUUUAAAUUUCGUAUCUUUAAAUGGUAGGGUUAAUUAGACUUAGUAAAUAAUAUUGCUUUAUUUAGCUUUGGAGAUUUUGGAGAAAUCUAAAAUAAUAUUUUAUAUCUUCUCCCUCUCAACUCAGCUCCAACAAAAAAUAAUACAAAUAUGCUUGAACAUUGUAAUGGUAACAAUACUCAUAAUUAUAUAUAACAUCAUAUAAACAAUUGAGGAUGAUCAAAUGAUAAUAGAAGAAUUUGAUCUUGAGAAUUUUGUAGCUUUUAUUUUUAUAGCAGUGUUUGUACUUGGUCUUUCAUAUAUUUUCUAUGAGAUCUUGUAAAUUUUCUCAAUUUAAUUUGUGCUUCCAUCUGACUUAUAUUCAUUUGAUUAGAAUUAUCAAGAGAUAAAAUCAUUGAGGGACAAUAUCUCAUCUUAAAAUUCCCUUAGUGAAUUUGAGGAUGAAAAAUUAAGAGUGUUUAAUUAAAAAUUAAAACAAUUAACUGAUUAAUUAUUUGAUAAUAAAGAUAUAAUUGAAGAGUGCAUUAUAAAACAAAUUAAAGGAGAUUAGUCUCUAAUAGAUGAAAUGGAUAAACUCCAUGGAUUUUAAGAUAAGAAAACAGAGUCAUCUUUUUAAGAUUUUUUUAGAGAACAAAACAAUCAUAGAUUCAAUAUUGUUUAUGCAUUUAUCUUUUAUGAUAUCUGCAUCAUCAAUAUGUAUCUUUAUUAAAUAUUUACUGAAGAUAUUUUUUAGUUCUCCAUCCUCAUAACUACGGUAAUAUAAUUUGUAAUCCAAAUUUUUAUAGCCUUCUUAUAAUUCAGAGUUAUAAAUGAUAAAAAGAACAAACAAAACUUACAAAUUCUCUCUUAUAUUCUAAGGUUCCUAUUUUAAAUAAUAAUCGACAUUCUCUAUUUUGAGAGUGAGUAAACAUUUGUAGGAUAUAUAUUCAAUUAUUCAUUUAUAUUGGCAUUUUCAAUGACAACCCAACCUAAAAUACCUAUAUUGUUAUAUGUAACACUGUAAUUAAUUAAUUACGUGAUCAAUUUACUCUCUGAUGGAUUUACAAUGACCUAUUCAGAUUAUACCGUUCUGAUAUUUUGCAUUGCUAAAUAUAGUUUACUCUUAUUAGAAGUAUCUUAUCCAGUCUUUUAAAUGGUUCAAAAAACUCACUUUUUAUAAAGAUCCUUUUACAUUUAUUAAAACAGAUUAAAUAAUGAGAAGAAGAAGAUCAACAACAUUCUAGGACUGUUAAUGCCAAGAUUUAUAUAGGAGAGAAUGAAUAAGGGGUAGAUUCAAAUAUCUCAAGAUCAAGGGGAUGUGACUGUGUUAUUUUGUGAUAUCUAUUAAUUCGAUAAGGUGAUUAAAUUUCAAUAAGAAAACAUCCUUGAUUUUUUGGAUACUCUCUAUAGAGCAUUUGAUUAACUUUGUUAAACAUAUGAUUUAUAAAAGAUUGAGACUGUAGGUAAGACUUAUAUGGCAGCUGGGGGUCUCAAAGAUUAUGAUGCAGUUAUAAAUUAAAAAAAUUCCAAUAGCACCACAAGAGCUUUAGAGACAGCAAUUGCAAUGAUGGAAACAGUUAAGACAAUGAAGUAUGGAGACAACUAAGAUGUCAAACUUAAAAUAGGAAUUCAUUAUGGAAGAGUGAUUGCUGGUGUGAUAGGAUUUCAUAAACCGUAAUUUUCAUUGAUAGGAGAUACUGUUAAUACUACUAGUAGAGUAUGCAGUACUAGUGAUGCUGGUUUUAUCACUUUAAGUGAAUCUGCUUAUAAUCAUAUCAAAGACACUACUAAACAUUAAUUCGAAUAAAAGUCAGUGGCUGCUAAAGGCAAAGGGACUCUUGAAACUUUUAGAUUGAAAAUAUGCAUUAAAGAGAAGGACCCAAGCAAGAGUAUUACUCCAAAGGCUUGUUUAGAUAAGAAUGACAAAAACUUUGAAUUAGAUUGUAAAGUGUAAAUAAUGCCAUUGAAAAAUUCAGAUAAUAGUAAAACACCCCUCAAAGGAGGACUGAGAAGAACUUCUUUAAUGAAUUAAACAGGAAUUCCUAAUGACACAAAAGCACCUUUAGUUUUAUUCAAAUAGAUCUCGAAAGACAUUAAAAAUAAAUAGUAACCUUCAGUCAUAAUCAAGAAAAAGUCAUCUAUUGAACAUGAUUGUAAAGAUUUAGAUUUAAAAAGAUUGAAUUCUUAAAAAUCAAAAUCAGGAUCUAAUCUAGAUAAUGAUAAUUAGUCAUAAAUUCAUCAGAAGGCAAAAACUCCAGCCUUAAUCAGUACCAUGAGAAACAGUAUAAAUACACAUAGGAGAUUAAUUAGAUAAUCAGAAGAUGGCACUAAUAAUAAUAAUAAUAAUGGAACUUUAUAAUAAAUAUCGAUGACUCACUUUUCACAAAUUGAUUUGAAAACCCAACCCUAAUUAAUUUAAUCUCAUAUCCAAACCAAUUAAAGUCCUAAUAACAAUUAGUAACCUAUAAUUAACUCAUUUUAAUAAGCUUCUUAAAAUUAGUUACUUUUAAUAGCUGAACAUCCAAGCAAAGAGAGUUUAUAGCAAGAGAAGAAUGAAGAUGAAGUUUAAAUUCCUUAAUAGCAAGUCCAGCAAUAGAUUUAAAGGCCUUAAUUGAAAAAGAAAGGAACAAUAAUUAUGGUAGAUUUAGUACAAUAAAAGAAAAGUUGUUUAAUGAAAUCAAAUACAAGAAUAAUGAUUCCUGAAGAAAAGGAUAAAGAUAGGGUGGUUAAAAUAGCUUAAAUUGAUAAUGAUUAAUAAGCUGAAUAAGUGGGAAGAAGGCAGAUCAUCAAAUAAAAGUCAAUAAAGCCUAUUUAAUAGGAACCAUCGGAUUCUGCAAUUAAGAAGUAUGAUAGCAUCUUGGAAAAGUUUGAGGAGUUAGAAGUUAAUAAGAGAUAGGGCAUUUCCAUGCUUUAGAAAAAAUUAGAUCUUAUGAAAUUGAAGAACAUCAAAAAAUUCAAAUUAGACUUUGAUAAGGAUUAUGAUUCUGAAUAAUUUAAAAGCUAUUAUGAUAGUAAGGAUCAAAUAUAAUACUAUUAAAUUUAUGAAGAAUAUAAAGAUCAAGAAUUGAUUAAAUUUAGAUCAACCUUUUCAUUCUUAUUAGUCUUAAUGAUUUUUAAAAGUCUGUUAUACUUUUUAUUAGAAAACUUAAGUUCAAAAUCUCAAAUUGAACUAUUAAUAACAGUAUUGUGUUAAAUUUCAAUAAGCUUGGGGUUGGCAAUCCCAAUCUAUAAGUAUAGGGAAUAAUCAGACAUUUUAAAAAUAAAGACUUUAGGAUUUAUAUAUUUCAUAACUACAAAUCUCUUGAAUCUUCUUUUGAUUUAAUUUAGUGAAGCAACAAAUUACUAAGUAAUCUUAUAAACUUGUCAGAUAACAUCAAUUUAUGUUAAUUUAUUCUACUUAUAAAUGUUGAUAGUGCCAGACAAAUAUAAAUUAUUGAUAACCUACAUUAUUUUAAUAGUUUUGGUCACUGUGUAUGAAUAAUUUAUACUAGAAAUACUAUUUUUUGGACUAAGUAUAAUAGGAAUUACUUUCUAUUCUUAACAUUAAAUUAAUUAAAUAUUAGUGAAGAAUUAUAAGGUAAGUUAAUAAUUGUAAAUAUAAAUUGCAAAGUAUGAAAACAUGUUAUAAUAUUUGAUGCCCCCACAUGCAUUAAAACGGCUAUUGUAACCAGAUUAAGACAACACAGAAACCUUUAUUGAUGUAUUAGAGAAUGCAACAGUGUUAUUUGCAGAUAUCGCAGGAUUUACAAAAUAUUCUAGUUCUGUGGAACCAGAAACAGUUGUUGAAAUGCUUAGAAACUUAUUUUAAACUUUUGAUGAGUUUUGUUAAAUGACUUAGGUGUAUAAAUUAUUCACAAUAGGAGACUGUUACGUUUGUAUGGGAGUUAUGGAUUUGAAUUAAAGAGAUCCUGCUGAAGAAGCUUAAAAUGUAUUGGUUUUUGGUUUGAAAAUGAUUUAAAUUAUCAAUGAUUGCAAUAAAGAUCCCUAAUAUUAACAUCUUAAUAUGAGAAUUGGAGUACACACAGGCAAAGUCCUUGGGGGAGUUGUUGGUACAGAUGUUGUCAGAUAUGAUAUCUAUGGAGAAGAUGUGACUAUUGCUAAUCUCAUGGAAUCAUCAGGCUCUGAAGGCAAAAUGUUAGUAAGUGAACAUACAAAAAAUUUAGUGGAGAGUGUUUAUGAAGAUUUCAAAUUUGAAUAUGCUAAGGAUGUUUAUAUUCCUUCUAAAGAUAUUACAUUACCUACUUUCUUUGUACAACUCAAUGAUCUAGUGUUUAGUUAGGAAGAAUGA
This is a messenger RNA of Paramecium tetraurelia, 7668 nucleotides long. RefSeq lists its product as uncharacterized. Lineage: Eukaryota; Ciliophora; Oligohymenophorea; Peniculida; Parameciidae. Gene Ontology annotation, molecular function: adenylate cyclase activity. The record is from RefSeq and is a predicted model, not a curated record. The transcript has 6 exons. Gene Ontology annotation, biological process: cyclic nucleotide biosynthetic process; intracellular signal transduction; adenylate cyclase-activating G protein-coupled receptor signaling pathway.